Messenger RNA from Salvelinus sp. IW2-2015, 3345 nucleotides. RefSeq names its product cytochrome b561 family, member D1 (gene cyb561d1). NCBI's taxonomy places the organism in Eukaryota, Metazoa, Chordata, Actinopteri, Salmoniformes, Salmonidae. The record is from RefSeq and is a predicted model, not a curated record. Gene Ontology annotation, molecular function: transmembrane monodehydroascorbate reductase activity; heme binding.
CACRUCCAACAAGAGAUUCUAUCCAGGAAGUGGAUUCAAGAACCCACCUGAUCGAUUUAAACCAGUGGUAGUAGGCCUACAGUAUAUAUUCCAGGUGCGCUGGACGAAAAGUAUCAGCUGGUCAUUAUCUGCGGGAUGUUUUGGAAUGAAACCUGCCGGACUGGAAUUUGAUUUAGUCUACGUAGGUGCGUAACAGUAAAAUGCUGCCGUUUUAUAAUCUCUGUAACAGGAAGGGAUUUACUAGCUACAGACUAAUCCGUUGAGACCGCACAUCCAUCGUUUCGCGACAAUUCGUUUUCCUGUGAUGUGUUGGUCAACAUAGUUUGUGAUACGUUUAUGAAUGUGAUGCAAUUUGAUACAUCCUUGCUGCGCAAGAGUCCCGAGCGCGGUCACGGAUAGACAGGCGCCAACGGUUCAAGAACAUUAAUUUACCAAAUUUAUAUCCAACUAAUCUCCAUGUAUCUGCCACGGCGCUCAGCGAACACAGACCAUCGGUUUAUCAUUGUACAGUUAGCCGGCAGGCUCUCCAUUUAGCCGGCCGCGGAGAGAUGCGCGCAGAUGUGGAGUACAGCCCGGUCGGCGAGGGGCUGGGGAUGAGCGAGUUCUGGCUAUAUGUGUGGAUGCGAAGGGUCGCAGUGAUCGCUGCGCAUGUCAUAGCUGUGGGUCUCACUGUACUGAUUUCACUACUAUCCCGCCCUGGAACAAGUCUAUUUUCCUGGCAUCCUGUGUGUAUGUCUAUCGCAUACCUCCUGUGCCUGACCGAGGGGAUCCUCCUCUUCUCUCCCGAGGGGACUCCGUUCUGCUUCAAGGCACGGAAGGGUAAAGUCCGUCUGCACUGGUUCAUCCAGGCCCUGGUCAUAUUGGCUGCAGCCACCGGAGUUGGCUUCAUGGUUGCCAGCAAGAACGUGUCAGAGCGCCCCCACCUGGCCACCUGGCACAGCCUGCUGGGGGUGGGCACCCUGGCUGCCACCUUCCUCCAGUCCGCCUGCGGUAUCUGCCUCCUCUUCCCUAAGCUGCUCAAGCUGUCGCCUCCACGGCUCAAGCUCUACCACGCCACCUGUGGCCUCGUGGUGUACCUGCUGGCGACUGUGACCGUGGUGUCGGCCAUGUUUUCUGACUGGUUCCAGGCCACGGUGAAGGGGGUGGUGUGGUACGCCUUCCUGCUGCUGCCGCUGUUCCCAGCCCUGGUGAUCAUGAACCAAAUCACUAACGCCUACCUGCCACGCAAGAAGAUCACCACCUGAGACUAAGUUGUAGGUUUUCACAGUACAGUAGACUAUAGAUCAGUGUCUCCCAAACCUCUCAUGAGUACCCCCAGCCAGUCCACGUAUUUGAUGUACUCGACAACUAGCACAGCUGAUUUAACUAACGAGGGGCUUGAUUUAUUAGAUGAUAAUUUCAAUCAGCUGUGUUAGUUCUGGAAACGUCAAAUAAGUGGACUGUCUGUGGGUACUCAUGAGAGGUUGGGGAAACUGCUAUAUACAGAUAUAUGUAUCUUGUAAGACUACCACCAGGAACUCAGUCUUACACAAGUACAAACAUAUACAAAGUACUAGUGACGGGAGUUAGUUGCAUACAGACACAUCUAUAAGAAGACCUGGGUGUGACCGUUGAAUCCUGAUAAACAUGUAUGGGACCUGCCCUGAAAGGCUACUGAAAGCUGACCUCUGCUGGGACAGAGUGGAUGUAACCCCGAAGUAGUCUCCAUUCCGUCAUCUGUUUCUCCAGAGGCUACUUUGCAAUUUAUAUACAGCGAACAAUAAGUCUGAGACACUGUAUCUGGAUGGUUUAAGGCAGGGCUGUCCAACCCUGUUCCUGGAGAGCUACAGUCCUGUAGGUUAGUUUCUAAUAAUCCUCAUCUAGUUUCUAAUAAUUAGCUGGUUGAUAAGCUGAAUCAGGUUGGUUACAACUGGGGUUGGAGUGAAAACCUAUAGGAGGGUAGCUCUCCAGGAACAGGGUUGGACAGCCCUGGUUUAAGGGAAGACAGUACCAUUGUGUAUCAACCUGAGUGUGGUUGUGAGCAGAGCAGCUAUGUGGGUGUGUAUUUUACCAACCCUUUAUACAUUUUGUUUUAUGAUUCUUCUGUCUUCAGUCAGCCUAUAUGUUACUGAACAUUAGCCAUUACGGUACGUUAAAAAAAAAAAAAAAAAUAACGUUUUGAUGUCUUGUCCUGAGAAGUGCGUGUGUCAUUGUCAUUGACACCGGAAAGUAUUAGCUUCUCUGAAUGAAGGUAUUCGUUAGAAACCCCUGGCGCACAAAGGCCUUUUGGACGUACCAGCACGAUGCCUAAACUUCUCCCAGUCUUAUUCAGUAGGUAAAAACACUUGAAAGGAAUUGUGACCAAAUACCAGCAUGUUGGCGGGCCAUUUUUAUACUUGAUAAAGGGCAAAUAAGUCAAACAAAAAGGGAAUAAUAUAGUAAGAGACCAAUAAAGUUUUUUKWUUUUUUUAUCUAUCAAGUCUUCAUAUGUAUUGCCUGCUGUGGCAGCCACAGGAGUAAGGGAGUUGGUUCCUAAUUUUGUUUUCAGAGCAUACCUAGAACUCUGUAUUUCCUGCUAUGCUAUAGGUCAAGUUAACCAGCAGCAGCUAAAGUAACUUGGUGUCGGACUAAUAAAAUGGCCUUUGGUGCCCAUGUUGUAAAACACAGUUUCUUGAACUACUCAAAUCUCUUCUCCGCUUCACUUGCUUGUAAAACCAAUCCAACGCCCUCCUGUUUCAAUAAACUCCUGUGUCCUCAUUUUAACUAAUGCAAUGUUGUGUUUACUGACUACAACGAGUGUGGCUGAAUUGAGUUUCUAAGGUGGUCUUUUUAGUGUGAUUAUAUGCUCUAAUAGUUAUCUGAGUGUCGUGUUUGAGUUCCGGGAAUUGGGCGAAUGGACUCACACUGUGUACUUGCAGUUGGAAAAUUUCACCCAGUCUGCCUAGUUUUCACUUCUGAGCACCUAUGAACAUAGAUGUGUUGAAAAGUUGAUUUCUUCAAUGUUUGUUACGAGCACCUAAUGAAUGUAGCCUAUUCUACUCAGGGCUAUGACCUUCAAACUCUGUGCUCAUUAGAGUAAGAAGUGGCCCCUAACCACUGAUACAGGAGAAAAUAUUUUCUCAUCCCCCUAUUGGUUAGCAUUGAUAUUGCAUGUAGGGAAAUCUGAUCCUAGAUCUGUGUUUGAGGGCAAUUUAUACCUUGUGUGUUCAUUGGAUGAGCUGAGUAUUUAUUAGUGGUCAGUAAUCUAGGAUUGUUUUAAAGAGGAAAAUGCAAGAGAUUGUAACUCCUAACAAUGUCAUCUCCCAUUUUAUGCUUACUGGACGUGAACCUGCUGAUGUGUUGUUUAAAUAAAAACCUUGAAUCCCA